Messenger RNA from Rotaria sp. Silwood2, 1065 nucleotides. NCBI's taxonomy places the organism in Eukaryota, Metazoa, Rotifera, Eurotatoria, Philodinida, Philodinidae. The record is from the annotation of a GenBank genome assembly.
AUGGGUGCUGGAGAUAGUGUAAUUAAUAGUGGUCUUACUAUUACAUUAGCAGAUCGACCGACGGAUAAUGCUUUCUAUUGGACGGGCGAACGUGUUGAAGGCAUACUUGAGUUUGUGAAUAAUCAUCAUCAUUCGAAUUUAAAACUGAAAGGAGCUUACAUCGAGUUGAUCGGUGAAAUUGCUUAUACAACACAGCAAACAACAACAUGCAUUAAUGGCAUUCAGACGACAACGACUAUGAAUAGCAACAUUUUUCAGUCAAUGCAUACUACCAGUUGCUUGGAACCACUCGCUAUUCCAAAUCAUACCGAUUUCCCAGUCACGACUACUACUGUUCAAACGCAUGAAUUGCCGUUUUUUAAUCAACGACAAAAUUUCUUGUCUUCCAUGGAAGAAAUCAAUAAUGAAAUUAUUCUUCAACAUGGUAUCUACUAUAAAUGGUCAUUUAGUUUUGAUCUCCCAUGCCAUCUUCCACCUUCAUUACCUGCUGACAGUCCAUUAGAACGGUAUGCUCAGUAUUUUCUUUGUGUUACGUUGAAACGAAAUCGUUUGCAUCGAAAUAAUUUUAAAUCUAUUCCAUUAACUGUAUGUCCUCGUCUAAAUGUUCUUCAUUACCCACAUUAUUCACUUGAACUUGAAAAUGAAAAUCGUAAAGAUGUUCAUUUACAUGCAAUUAUUUCUCAAAAUUUUAUUGUACCUGGUACAAAUAUUUCCAUUCAAUACGAUUUGCGAAAUCCUAAACGAUCUAUGACUGAUCGUAUUGAAGUUCGGUUAGUUCAAUAUCGUCAAAUGUCAUCCUGUGGGACAGUACAAAAAGCUAUUGUUGAGAUGGAUGUACCUUACAUAAGAAAACCUCGAGAAGAAUAUUUGGAAGGAACAUUCAACUUGAAAAUUUCUGAUAUAUAUCUACCGCCUACUUGGCCUCAUCCAUCUAGCAGCAGUGAACUGGUUCUAAAUUCCAAUAUUGUUUCGGUAAAAUAUGAAUUGACAAUGACUGUGAAAUUACAUGGAACUAUGCCUAAUUUUUUACUCAUGUUUCCAAUUACGAUGGGUACUCCAAAGUAA